Messenger RNA from Cucurbita maxima (winter squash), 853 nucleotides. Its product is annotated as serine/arginine-rich splicing factor RS31-like. Bases 103 to 852 code for a protein of 249 amino acids. The record is from RefSeq and is a predicted model, not a curated record. NCBI's taxonomy places the organism in Eukaryota, Viridiplantae, Streptophyta, Magnoliopsida, Cucurbitales, Cucurbitaceae. Gene Ontology annotation, biological process: mRNA splicing, via spliceosome. Gene Ontology annotation, molecular function: RNA binding. Gene Ontology annotation, cellular component: nuclear speck. The transcript has 8 exons.
CAUAAGGGCUCUUCAAAAGAUACAGGCUUUCUCUUCCUCUCUCCUAGGGUUUUUCUUGUGUUCGAGUCCAAGAAUCUGCCAGCGCUUUUGAUAAUAUCAACGAUGAAGCCGAUAUUUGUUGGGAACUUUGGGUAUGACACCCGGCAAUCUGAGCUGGAGCGGGCAUUCGCCAAAUAUGGGAGGGUCGAUAGGAUCGACAUGAAAUCUGGUUUUGCUUUUGUUUACUUUGAAGAUGAGAGGGAUGCUGAUGAUGCUAUUCGUGGCCUUGAUAACAUGCCAUUUGGUCAUGAUAGACGCAGAUUGUCUGUGGAAUGGGCUAGGGGUGAAAGGGGCCGUCAUCGUGAUGGAUCCAAGUCGAUGGCAAAUCAGAGGCCAACCAAAACCUUGUUUGUGAUCAAUUUCGACCCUAUUCAUACUAGAGUUCGUGAUAUUGAAAGACAUUUUGAACCUUAUGGGAAGGUCCUCAAUGUUCGCAUAAGAAGGAACUUUUCAUUUGUACAAUUUGAGACGCAGGAGGAGGCAACCAAAGCCCUUGAGUGUACACACAUGAGCAAAAUAUUAGACAGGGUUGUGUCAGUUGAGUAUGCUUUGAGGGAUGAUGGUGAGAGGGGUGACCCUUAUGAUGAUAGCCCCCGGAGAACAGCAUAUGGGCCGCCUGGGGAUAGUCCUUACCGGAGGUCACCUAGUCCAUUGCGCCGUCGACCAAGUCCUGACUAUGGGCCUCGCAGCCCUGCUUAUGACAGGUAUAAUGGCCCUCGUGAGCGACGCAAGAGUCCUGAUUAUGCUCGGAAUCGAAGCCCUGAAUAUGGUAGAUACCGCAGUCGUUCACCCAUUCGGAGGUCAAGAACCUGAA